CUUUUAGGCCAUUUUCUUCGUGAACAUUUUCUUUUUUUCAAUCAACAAAAAUAACAUAACAACAUGUUUAUGCCUCAACAACCUACUCUUACACCUGAACAAAAAAUGAUGUUGCGCCAACGUACUGUUGGUACUCUUGCCAACUUUGUUAUUGUUGUAUGUGCUCUCCGUGCUGCUCCAUUCGCCAUCGAUCAAAUCAAAAGAUUCUUUUAGACUUCCUUAUCUUCCUGCUCGCUCUUUAUCUCUAUUAUAUACAACACUUUUGUUAUAGAAAUAGCGAUAUUUCCUCCCUUUCUUCAUUUUUCCCUUUAUUGUAUAUUCUUCAUUACACCAAUUUAUGAUAGAUCUUUUGUCAUAGUCUAGUCCUCGUUUCUUUUUUUUAAAGAAAUUUUACUUCACUUGUCAAUAAAAUUGUGAUACAUAUUUAUACUACA
Molecule: messenger RNA, 434 nt
Organism: Halteromyces radiatus
Lineage: Eukaryota; Fungi; Mucoromycota; Mucoromycetes; Mucorales; Cunninghamellaceae
Exons: 3
Coding region: 159-341 (60 amino acids)
Source: RefSeq, a predicted model, not a curated record